Mauremys reevesii (Reeves's turtle) is the source of this 4520-nucleotide messenger RNA. It is a transcript of the gene ZNF467, whose product is annotated as zinc finger protein 467. NCBI's taxonomy places the organism in Eukaryota, Metazoa, Chordata, Testudines, Geoemydidae. Gene Ontology annotation, molecular function: DNA-binding transcription repressor activity, RNA polymerase II-specific. The transcript is spliced from 6 exons. The coding region runs from base 504 to 2348 and encodes 614 amino acids. The record is from RefSeq and is a predicted model, not a curated record. Gene Ontology annotation, biological process: negative regulation of transcription by RNA polymerase II.
GUGGCUGGCGCGGCUCCGGCGGGAGGGAGCAGGGGGCCCCGCUGCCCCCCAGCCCGUCCCGGGACCGGGCUCCCCUCCCCGGGCGCGGUCCCGUUGCGGCGGAGCCGGGCCACGCGUGGCCGUGGGGCUGCCGCGCAGAGCCACCUCACGCCGACAGGACGCGUCCAUCUCCACGCAGCCCCCCACGCUGUCCUCCGCCCGCCCGCCCUCCGCAGCCCCGGGCUAGCACGCUAAGGAGACAGCGUGUGCUCAGAGCCCGAGCUGCCAGCCCCGCAAACCCCGCCUGGGGUCUGACAGCCCCGCUGGGCCGUUCUCCCUCGCCCACCAUCGCUGCCCAUGGAGCACGAGCCGGAAUAGGAUGCAGCCCCCUCUCUUGGACCUGCGGAGCCGACCCAGCUCAGGAGUGAAGAGGAGUCGCUAAGGGGCCCAGCGAGGCGUGAGGACGGGACCCCCUCCCCUUCUGGAGCAGUGGCAGAGCGCACGAGGAGCAGCACGAGACCAGAAUGAGGGAGAACUAUGAUGCCAUGAUUGCUCUGGGGUCCCCCGUCGCCAAACCCGAGAUUGUCCCGCGGAUCGAGCAAGCCGAAGAGCCUCGUGCCAAGGCUCCUGGGGAGGCAGAGGAGAGGGAGGCCCCUGGCAGCGCCAGCCCAGGAUCCGUAGUUCCCAAGCCCGAGAUCGUCCCGCAAGGUGAGCGAGAGCAGCAGCAGCAGCAGCAUGGUGGCGAGCAGCAGAUGGGUCUGGAAGGACGAAAAGGCCCCGAGAGCAGCUGCUCAGAUGACUGGCUCAUCCGGACGGUGAAGGUGGAGGAGGACUAUGAGGAGUGGCCCGCGAGUCUCAGCGCGGAGGCGCUGCUGUCGGGGCAGCUGCAGGGCAGCGGCUUGCUGCAUCCCGACGGGGGCCACGGCUACCUGGGCGCCUGCAAGCUGGAGAGGCCGAGCCUGGAGGACUACGGCAGCUACGGCGACCUCCCGGGCUUGGCCCUGCAGCAGUGGCAGCUCCUGACCGAGAAGCCAUAUGGCUGCACUGAGUGCGAGCGGCGGUUCAAGGACAAGCUGACGCUGCGGCUCCACCAGCGGGUGCACACGGGGGAGAGCCCCUACGCCUGCGGGGAGUGUGGCCGCAGCUUCAGCCAGAAGCCCAACCUGGUGGCCCACCAGCGCACCCACUCUGGGGAGCGGCCCUUCCCCUGCGCCCAGUGCGGCAAGGGCUUCAGCAAGAAGGCCCACCUGACCCGGCACCAGCGCAUCCACACGGGCGAGCGCCCCUACCAGUGCGCCCAGUGCGGCCGCUGCUUCAGCCAGAAGAUCCACCUGGGAUCGCACCAGAAGACGCACACCGGGGAGCGGCCCUUCCCCUGCGCCGAGUGCGGCCGGAGCUUCCGCAAGAAGACGCACCUGAUCCGGCACCAGCGCAUCCACACCGGGGAGCGCCCCUACCAGUGCGCCCAGUGCGCCCGCAGCUUUACCCACAAGCAGCAUCUGGUGCGGCACCAGCGCGUGCACACGGAGCCGGAGCCGGAGCUGGGGGCGCUGGCCCAGCUGGAGACAAGUGCCCCCUGCAGGCUGCCAGGAGUGGCAGCGCCACCCCCAGGGUCCUUGCCGGAGCAGAAACCCUUCACCUGCCCCGAGUGCGGCAAAAGCUUCAGCUGGAAGAAGAACCUGACGUCGCACCAGCGGCUGCACCUGGAGGGGCGGCCCUUCUCCUGCGCCGAGUGCGGCCGCGGCUUCAGCGACAAGCGCCACCUGACCGCCCACCUGCGCAGCCACAUGGGCCUCAAGCCCUACGCCUGCGCCUACUGCGAGAAGAGCUUCAGCCACAAGCCCAACCUGACCACGCACCAGCGCACGCACACCGGGGAGCGCCCCUUCGCCUGCCCCGACUGCGGCCGCAGCUUCACCCACAACCAGCACCUGGUGCGGCACCGCCGCGUCCACACCGGCGAGCGCCCCUUCGCCUGCCCCCAGUGCAACCGCAGCUUCAGCUCCCGGCCCAACCUCAUCGCCCACACCAAGGCGCACUCGGGCAAGCGGCCCUACAUCUGCGAGCAGUGCGGCCGCGGCUUCAGCCGCAAGUCCCACCUGGUGAGGCACCAGGCCGUGCACACCGGCACCCGCCCCCACGGCUGCAGCCAGUGCGGCAAGCGCUUCAGCUCCAAGACCAACCUGGUCCGGCACCAGGCCGUGCACACGGGGCACCGGCCCUACAUCUGCACCCAGUGUGGCAAGAGCUUCAGCAGGAAGACGCAUCUCCUGAGGCAUGAGCGUACCCACGCUGCCCCCCUGCAGAGCGACAGGGGCAGCCCCUGGGCUGUGCACGACCCCCUGAGCCAGCAGGCAGCCUGCCUCUAGCGGUGCGGGACUAGUGACUCGCACGGCUCACCACCCCAAGGGACCAGCUGCUCUGCUGUGAGCUGGACAAAGUGCGGGCAGGUGCUGUGCCCUCAGUGCCAACCUGUAACCCCCCUCCCCGCCGUGCUAUCCCAGCCCUGGGCUCCCUGCACAUACACUGCUCUGCUUCACUCCCCUCUCACCCCCCCGUAUCCCAGUCCUUCCUUGUCACCCUGGUUCAGACCCGACCUGCAGCCCCCUGCAAUCCAGCCCGGGGCUCCCUCCCCCACCAGCUCUGCUGGUGCCACUCAUUCCUGGCAGCCAGCCGUCGCAGUCCUUCUCUAGAUCAUCACUUCAGCCUGGCCCUGCAGCUCAGCCCAACUUGCCAUGCCCACCUGGGGCUCCCCACCCUCACAGCUCUGCCACUCGCCCCCAAUCCCAGCUCUCCGGUGUACGGACGGGACGGGAGAGAGAGAACUGGGAAGCUGCCUGAGUGUCCUGCAGUGAGACCCACUUCUGAUCCAGACGUGCCUUGAGAGCCCAGCGUGCCGUUCACACAGCCCAGCCCUUACGGGCACGGGCAGGGACACCGCUGGGCGCAGCUGCCCUCAGCCUCGGCCUGUCCGUCAUCCACCUGCUGAAAGUGAUACAAACAGGACCUGGGAGACCAGCCCUUAACACCGCCUGGGGAGCUGGCCAGGCAGGAGACGGGGUUAGGACUCACCGCUGAAUCAUUCCUCAGCUAGAAAGGGGAUAAUACCGUUCCCUGAGCCAAAUGGUGCCCUAAACGGUGUUGGGAACGGUGCUGGAGAUGGGUUGGAAGUUGGCUUCUCAGCCUGCUCAGUUCCCCAGUCGCUGGCCAGGGCACCCAGCACUGGUCCGGCAAGAACUGUGGGCGAGCGAGAAAGGGGAGUCUCUGCUCUCUGCCUGAGAGGGGGCACUGCAGGGGACCCCCAAGCAAAGGGGCAUUUGAAUGUUAACGUCCCUCUGUAAUUAAAGACGAAACUCAAGCCCGUUGGCUGGCUAGUGCUGCGAGCUGGGCGUUUCCUCCUUCACACCUGUCUGGGGGGUCUCUGAGGAGCCCUGCAGGGUGGGAAGCAGAGGCUGGGCACAGAACAAUCGCCGAGACCUGCUCGGCUCCACGGUGAGACGGUCACAGAGUGGGAAGCUGGGACCGAGGGGCCUGCUCACAAGUUCCCGCCAUACCUGCCAAUAGCUUUGGAACAAACAAAAACGAGUUAAUGUCCCGUUUGGGUGAAAUCCCCCCAAUCGCAGCCAUGGCGGGAGGGCUGCCAGCUUCUCCCCGCAAAGCACAAUUGCCAAGGAGUUAGUUUUGUCCCCACCUGCCCUUGGCCCCCUGUUCUACUUCCAUUCAUUCUGCACCACUCUGUCCCUGCAUCAGCUGGUUCUGCCCCCUCAGCGCCACAGAAAUCGUCGGCUCUGGCCCUGCAGCCCCAGCGAUUCUCCACCUCUGCUCCUCCUGCAGCCGUGGAGGCCCUCCCCUCCGCCUAGGAGGGGGCAGCUCCGCAGGGGCCUGUUCCUACCUCCCUACCCAGCUUGAAAUGGCUGGGUGCGGAGGGAGGGCGGAGCAGAGCCUCCCUGAGCUGUGCAGGCUGCUCCCUCUUCCUCAUCCCUGACCCAGGAUCUCAUGGCAGGGCAGAGAUAGGCCUGCUGUGGGCAGCAGGUUGGCCCCCCAGCUACCUGAAUCUGGGUGGGGGCUUGGUGCCAGGCCUGGUGGGCAGCAGGGGAGCUUGUCUGUAUUGCCAGGGUGCACUCACUGCGGGUGGCGCCGCCUCCUGGCCACCCUGGGGAUGAGCUGUGCCAGGCAUUGCACCCUCCACUGGCGGUGUCGUCACCCGUCCUGUCUCACCCUGCAGCCCCUCUCGCUCCAGGCACUGCAGCCACCUAUUCCGGACUCGGCCCUCUGGCCCUUCUGAGGGUUACCCAAAGCCCUUCCACACCAUUCCCAGGCAGUCCUCUGGCACUGUCCUGAUGGUGCCACUUCCCUAGCAAGCGGUAGGGAAACCAGGGCCACUCACUACUCCAGCUUCCAGUCCAGGGACCCUGUACCUAGUGACUGCUCUGCUGUCCCUCAGCCCUUGUUCUCCUUCCUGCAGCUUCUGGUCCCCCUCUUCUCUGGGUGAACCACCUCUGACCUCCGACUGUCGGUGCCUCUCCCUGGGAGUGAAUGCA